Closterium sp. Naga37s-1 is the source of this 2625-nucleotide messenger RNA. The record is from the annotation of a GenBank genome assembly. Lineage: Eukaryota; Viridiplantae; Streptophyta; Zygnematophyceae; Desmidiales; Closteriaceae.
AUGAUGGAUCCAUCUCCAACUCCGACUGACACGACUCCAUUUGACACUCUCACUGACGAUCUCGCCAUUUUAAUCUUCCAGCGACUUGCCUCUAGCGUCACCUUCUCGCACGCCUUCGUCUGCUCGCGAUGGCUCCGGCUAGCGCGCGUUUCGCAGUGCGCAGUCCACGUGGCACGGCGGCGGGGAAUCUCCGGCGCGCAGCUGAUCCGCGCAGUAUCGCGCAUGCCGAACCUCUCGUCCCUCGAUCUGUCCAAUGGCAGCGUGGAUUCGAUCACCGACGCUUUUCUUGCAGGGCUCGCUAAGGCAUGUCCGCAGUUAUCGUCUCUCUCCCUCACGGCCGGAGGACACGGGUCCUCUCUCUCUCACUCCUCACUGGGUCUCGAAGCCCUUUUCUCCACGUGUACGCGUUUGCAGCAGCUCCGUUUGCACGGUACAGCAGCUGGGGUCACCUCUCUCCCGUCACCCUUACUGCAUCUGCAGCAGCUGAAGACUCUUCAUCUAUCCAUGGAUCAUCUACGGGAACUACCGCCUGCCUUUGGCCUCCUCUCCUCCCUCACUCACCUCAAUCUCCACACUCCCCUCCUUCAAUUCCUUCCUCCAACCCUGGGCAGAUUGCGUGACCUAGAAUCUUUUGAGCUUGUCGAUUGCGACUCUCUCGUUUCUCUGCCCGAGUGUAUCGGGCAGCUGUCAAAGCUCAGCCAUCUGGGCGUGAGCAGCAGUAGCCUGGUCCUCCUCCCUGAUUCCAUCUCCCUCCUCUCCCUCACUUCUCUCGAUCUCAUCCUCCCCGCACUCUCUCUCCUCCCAGCAUCACUCGGCCACUCCUCCCUCUCCACCUCUCUCUCCCUCCUCGCCCUCACCAUCUGCACCACACUCCACUCCCUCCCUGCGUCUCUUCCAUCCCUCCACACGCUUACAACAAUCGAGAUAAGCCAGUGCUCCUUGUCAGCCCUCCCGGACGAUUUUGGAUUCCUGCCUGCGCUGCAAACGCUCGAGCUGAAUGCCUGUGAGGAGCUUUCCCGCCUCCCAGAUUCCUUCCCCCUGCUCCCCUCCCUCACCAACCUUUCGAUCACUGGCUGCCCGACCCUGCUGUCCCUGCCCGAAAAUUUCGGGCAUCUGUCCUGCCUGAAAAUUUUUGAACUCUGCAGUGUGGCGAAAGUCGCGUGUCUCCCGGACUCGUUCGGGCAGCUGGAAGCACUGCAAGAGGUGUGUGGCGCGGCGAUGGGGAAGCGCGGCGACGUCAUGAUGGCGGCGAGAGCGGCGGUGGUUGCGCUGUUGGUGGCGCGCUGCUGCAUGCUCUUCGCACGCGCUGCUCCCGUGGUGGACGCCGAAAUGGAAGCCUUGGAGAAUCUGGCACAUGAAUGCAGCGACGUCUACAAUAGGAACACAUGGAUGAGGGACAGGGAUUGCGACAGCAUGUAUGCCGUGCGAUGUGAUGACGACGGGCAUGUCAUUGAACUCGUCAUCAGCGAGUGCAGCCUCGUCGGCUCCCUGCCCACGGCUCUCCUCGCAUUGCCCCAUCUCAAGGAGCUGACUGCUGUUUCCAUCGUCAGGCACUUGUCGAGCCAUGAUUCUCCUGGGGAGCUGCCUGCGUGGAUCUUCAGCCUCACAAACUUGACUUCACUGGACAUCCAAGGAAACAACUUUUCGGGCUCCAUUCCAGAGGCAAUCAGCAGCCUCAAGCAGCUAAGGGAGUUACGCAUCACGGAGCCAACGCUGUCAGGGUCCAUCCCCGAGUCAAUAGGAGCGCUCACCAACCUGCAAGAUCUGAAUCUUCGCAAAUGCGGUCUCUCAGGAUCCAUUCCAGAGGCAAUCAGCAGCCUCAAGCAGCUGGAGAUGUUGGACCUACAGGGCAACAGCCUGAGUGGCACCAUUCCCGCCUUCAUUGGCCGCCUCACCGAACUUCGCAUCCUGAAACUCAACGACAACGCUUUCUCAGGCUCCAUUCCGGGGACAUUCUGCAACCACAUUCGUUUCUGCGAGUUAGACUUUGAGGGCAACCAGUUUACGAGAGAGCUGCCCUCGUUCGACCAUACUGCCCAUCUCAACAUAUUUCCAUGGAGCUACAGCGACCUCACAGCCACCGGAAGCCGUCUCCCCCUCAAUGCUACCGGUGGAGACGAACCUUCACAGCAGCACAGCUUGUCGACUUUCCAGGGAGCUACAGCGACCUCACAGCCACCGGUGGAGACGAACCUUUACAACAGCGCAGCUUGUGUAUGUAAUUCUUUCUGCAUAUUGUCCCUCCUGUCCUCCAAAGCCUCCUUGAUGCCUGCUUGCUCUCCACCAGUACCCAGCACUCCUUCACCCAUAUGCUGCUUCUUUACAUGCAUCGCCUCCUCCCUCCCACCCUCCCUCCCUCUCCUCAUCCACCGUGCAUCCACCAACCCACCAUGUGAACCACCAGACACUGCAGUGGUGGAGGAGGCACUCUCCGUUCUCCAGGCACCUCCAAACCUGCUGCUGCUGCAGCUGCUUCCACUGGCAGUGCUGCUGCAGCUGGCGUUGGCCUUGUCACUGGCGAUUCUGAGGCGCCUCAAGAAUCGACCCCCCACAUGCUACUUCUUUUCAAAGAGAGCCCUUGCUGCCCGGCAAGCUGCCAUGGGUGUGGAAAUCACUUGCGAGUGA